This is a messenger RNA of Nezara viridula (southern green stink bug), 1696 nucleotides long. Lineage: Eukaryota; Metazoa; Arthropoda; Insecta; Hemiptera; Pentatomidae. The record is from the annotation of a GenBank genome assembly.
AUUUGAUUCUAGGUAUGAUGCUUUAAAUUUAGAUACUGCCCUAAUGGAGUGCAGAGCAGCAUUGGAUCUAUUUUUUAACAAUAGAUUUGAUGAAGCACGAUUAUUACUUUCACCUGGGGUAGGAAAGAGCAUGUACCACACCAUGGGAAAUGCUGUAUUUUUGUAUAUAGAAGCAGUUCUAACUUUUGAUCAGUGCCUCAUAACAAAAGCCUCUGAAGCUUUAAAAUCCUGCAUCGAUUUAUGUAAUAAAUAUCGCAGAAAAUCAACUCUUUCUGAGUCUCUUGGUCGAAUGGUUAAAAAACCACAUUCUAACAGCAUUACUACAGAGGAACUGCAUGCAGAACUAUGCUAUGCUGAGGCUCUUUUGCUGAAAUCUUUGUUAACAUUUAUUGAAGAUGAAACACUUGUCAGCUUCAUCAAGGCAGGGCUGAAAAUACGAACUUGCUACAAUUCCUAUAAAGAAUGUAACAACAUUUUAACAACAAGGAAGUGGACAAAUGAAGCACAUAAAGUGCAUUUUGAAAGUGGUGUGCAUGUUGGAAUUGGUGCCUUUAAUCUGAUGAUAUCGUUUCUUCCAUCUCGAGUUAUAAAGCUAUUGGAAUUUAUUGGAUUUUCUGGAAAUAAGGAAUUAGGAUUAGAAGAGUUAGGAAAAUGUUAUGAAUUAAAAGAUGGUAUUAGACAAGUACUUUCAGUUAUGACCAUUUUAAGUUACAAUUUAAUAACUAUUUAUGUUUUAAGUCAUGAAGAAGGAGACUUAGAACUAAGCAAUAGAAUAUUAGAAGAUCAACUGCAGUUAUAUCCUGAUGGGUUAUGGUUUCUGUAUUUUAAAGGGCGUUUAGAAUUCAUGAAAUGUAACAUUUCUGAAGCAAAUAAAUUUUAUAUAAAGUCAUGGAAAUCACAGGAAGUUUGGCCUCAAUUUCAUCAUCUGUGUUUCUGGGAAUUAAUGUGGACUCAUUGUGUCAUUCUGGAUUGGAAAGAAGCUUUAGUUUAUGCAUCAAAUCUGCUUAAAAGUAGCAAAUGGUCAAGAACAAUUUAUGGUUAUCAAAAAAUUUCAAUGUUACUAAUGAUGUCUACUUUAUCAUCUGAUGAAAAAGAAGAAAUCAAUACAUUAAUAAAGAAAAUACCCCAAUGGAGACAGAGGUUUGCUGGUAAGUCAUUACCUAUGGAAAAAUUUUGUGUAAGACGGUGUGAGAGGUAUGAAUCCCAAAAAUUUCUCAUCCUGCCUGCCAUUGAAUUGCUGUACCUUUGGAAUUUGUUCAAAAUCGUCGGAAAAAAGUGGGAUCUAUGUCAUUCAAUUUACCAAAUGAUUCUGAAGUCUAUAUCUGAUUUUGAAAGUGGAGAAUUUUCAAAUAGCGACUUUGAAUAUGAUAACAAAGCUCUACUUUUGCUGUUAAAAGGUGCCUGUCUUUUUCAAUUGAAAAGUUAUUAUCAAGCUGAAGAAUGUUUUAAACAAGUUAUAUCACUGGAAAAAAAAAUUAAAGUUGAUACCUUUUUAGUGCCAUUUGGUUUAGUGGAACUUUCUUUAGUUUAUGCUAAACAAGGAGACAUCCAAAAAGCUGUUCAGAUUCUAGAAAAUGUUAAAAAAAAUUAUUCUGGGUAUUCCCUUGAAUCACGCCUUCAUUUUCGUAUCCAUUCUGCACUGUUGGACUUCACUUCCUUCAAUAAGAAAAUCUCAGAAGCAACAGAAGCCUAUUGA